AACUAUAGCUAAAAAACGCCCCCCAACUCAUCGACAAGUGAUCGAUGAAUUUCGGAUACUUCCGGAGUUCAUCGGGUCACUGGUCAUCGGUCUCGGUCACCAACUUGAGACCCCCCCCAAAUCAGUCUUACAACGUAUCUCCAACGUACCGGUCAAAGUAAUUCUACCUUUUCGAAUUAUUCAACGUUUCUCAACUAAAUUUCGAACCUCAACGAUCCACGAUUUCACACGGGUGAAACUCAACAAACAUUGUGCAAUUUGUAUAGUUUUACAACUAGUGACAAUAAAACCACGAAGUUUUUACAAAUUAGUGUCGUGUGUCUUCAAUUGCAUCUUGCUACACCAAUCCCAAUUUUUCCAACGCCCGACCACCCAAAACAACGAUCCUCAACUAAACAUUGGUCCUUCGAGCCGGAUGGUGCGGUAAAAAACAGUGAAAAAAUUGUGAAAGUGUGGUGAAAAUUCAACGGAAAACCAACAAGGACGCCAAGUCCUAUAGUGAAAUCAACGGCCCGUGGAAUAUUCUGGAACAUUCCAACGAUAAACCCAACAACAUUCCAACGAUAAUCCCAACGUUAGAACAAUAAGAAUUUAUUGCCCUCGACCCUUGGUGUUAACUUUGUUUACAUUCCGUCGGGUCUCAAAUUUCCCUGACCGCGUGUGUGACCAUUCGUGAGUGCUCGGCCAACUUCGCUCAACUUCGCCAGUAGUCCCCCACUUACUGGGACACUGCUCCACGAGUGAGGUCGCACCCCACUCAACGUCAACUCAACGGUCGGUACAGCGCAGCGGUCGGUAAAGCUCAACGGUCGGUAACGUAGUUAUCAGUUACCAGCAUGGCAGAUGAUAGAGAGUACGAGCCAACCCAACCCAUUGAGAUCAACGUCGAGAUCAACCCCGUACCUCCAAUCGUCGUCAACCCUCCAGAGACGCAAGCUCCAACCACACAGGAGCAUGAAGACUGGGCAACCGCUGUGGAAACUUUUCCUUCAGUCAACAUCUCAAAUAUUAAAACGAGGAAGUCCGAAAUACCAACGAUGCCAUCAACUUCAAGUACACCAACGCAGCUCUCAACAGGUACAGCCAAUCAACUAGAGUUUCUGGAAGACCGAAUACUUGAAUUCAACGCAAUUGAUGAGGAACUGAGGGAAUUAAGAGCCUCAGAUACAACGUUGGAGGAACUCAACGGCCAUGAGGAAUAUUUAAAGGAUGCCUGGACUGAAUUUGCUGAGCGAUCACAGGCAUUGAUUGCUAAUCUACCUGCUGAUCACAGCUACAUGACGGGAAAGGCAUUCCUCAAAACUGGAGAAUUAAAACGGCAGACGCUGAAGAGGAUCUGGAAACUUAAAGGGGAAAUAUCAACGAAGGAGAAAUUAUCCGCGGGUAGAACAACGACCACUCAACUGAAAAGAAUUGACCUCCCAAUAUUUCAAGGAAAAUUUUCCCAGUGGAAAGAGUUUGCUGAUCUUUUUCAGAAUCUGGUUGGGAGAAAAUCAGACAUGUCGCCUGCAGAAAAGUUGGUGAGGCUGAAGGAGGCUCUUAAGGGACCCCCAGCUGAGUUGAUCUCGUCCUUCACUGCUACGGACAUCAAUUACGAGAAGGCAUGGGACAAACUUCAACGGCAUUAUGAGAAUCCACGUCUCAUCGCCGGACACCUCUUCAACAGGGUGCUCAACUUGCGGCCAAUGGCUAAGGGAGACGCCAAGGCCAUGAUAACCAACGCACACAUUGCUCGUGAGACAGUGGACCACCUGAUCAGCACCGCCGGGAUUCCCAAAGAGGAUUUGGGUGAGCAAUUCGUUUUUCACUUGCUCAAGCGAUCAAUGGAGGCUGAUACUCGCACCACGUGGGAACAGAGGCUGGGAACAUCAACAAAUUUCAUACCUCUGCAGGAUUUAGUCAACUUCCUGGAGUCAACAGCAAGAGGCAUGACUCCAGAUGAUCAACACGAACCAACGGUUCAUCAACGGCCAAAGGAGAAAAUUCAACGUGGUAAAUCACCACCUCGAGCACGCGUUUAUCAUGCCGCCGAAGCAACAGCUCAACGAAAGGAGCCUCAACAUAUUAAGCCUGCUGAUUGCUGUGCAUAUUGCAGCGCCAAGCAUUUCAUUGGAAGGUGCCCAACAUUUCUCAGCCUCUCAGCGCAGAAAAAACUAGAGUUUCUGGCAACAACUCGACUGUGUUACAACUGCUUCGGUACACACCUGGUGACAAGAUGCAAGUGCACCAAAUCCUGCAUGAAAUGCCAAAACAGGCACCACACGCUGUUGCACAUGGACCCAAAGGACAGAGAGAGGACAUCGACAAUCAACAGCGGUCCAGAGCAACCAUCAACGAGUGCGGAAUCAGGUCGUUCAACAUCAACACAAUCAACUAAAGUCAACGAGAAAUCAACAGCUUCAACGACUAGCCAGGGGAUUUACGCCCCCCUGAGUCAAGUCGAAGAAUCGACUCAACGGAAUUCGGUCAACGCAGAGGACGCUAAGUUCUCCCACAAAUCAACGGAUCAACGACUAGUGCUCUUGGCUACAGCUAAAGCUAGGGCAUUCUCCAAAAGCGGAUUCUACACGAUCGCCAGAAUCCUCAUCGACCAAGGCUCAGAGCUUUCAUUUAUUUCGGAAAGCCUGGUUCAUCAGCUUCAACUACAACGACGACAUUCAACGAUUGAACUCAUCGGAAUUGGUGGAAAACACGCAUGUUCAACGAGAGGGAUUGUGGCAAUCACGCUCCAAUCAACGAAACAGCCAUUUCAACAGGUUGAGAUCAACGCCCACAUCCUGCAAAAGCUAACCUCACGGUUACCAACGUUCUCAUGCUCAUCUGCAUCAAUCGGAUCACUGCAGCAGCUUCAACUGGCAGAUGAGAGCUAUUCAACACCUGGACCUAUCAACAUAAUAAUCGGAGCUGACAACUACGGGAAAAUCAUCGGCAACGGGAUUGAAAAAUCCAACCAUGAUCAAUUAGUUGGCCAACUAACAACAUUCGGAUGGAUCUUAUCCGGUCCAUUAUGCAACACAACGUCUUCAACGAGGACCUCCUUAUCCGCGGCAAGGGGAUCUUCCAACGAACAAUUAACGGAGCUUCUACAAAGAUUCUGGGUCCAGGAAGAACCACCAAUCUCAACAAAUCCAACCAACGAGCUCACACCAGACGAAUUAGAGUGUGAAGAACACUUUCAACGCACUCAUCAACGAGACACGUCUGGGCGCUACAUUGUGCGAUUGCCACUUCGCACAUCAACAGCAGCGCUCGGAGAAUCGAGGAAUAAAGCGCUUCGUCAGCUCCAGUCGGUGAAACGAAGACUAAACGCUAAUCCUGACUACAGCAAACUCUACUAUGACUUUAUCAACGAAUACGAAGCACUUGAUCACAUGCGACGUAUACAACAAAUAUCAGAACCAGCAACAAACUACUACCUGCCACAUCAUGGGGUUCUGAGGGAAGAUUCACUAACUACGAAGCUUCGAGUAGUCUUCAACGGCUCCAACAAGACAUCAACGGGUAUCUCACUCAACGACAUCCUCCACGCGGGCGGAAAGCUUCAAGUGGAUGCAAUGGAUGUACUAACAUGGUUGAGACGACAUCGACUCGUCUUCGGCACCGACAUCGUUAAGAUGUUUCGACAAAUCAACGUACACCCUGACGAUUGGAAUCUUCAACGCAUUCUUUGGAUAGACGAAAAUCAACAACUUGUGACAUACCAACUAACAACGGUCACAUAUGGACAGAAAUGCUCUCCAUGGCUCUCUUUGAGAGUUCUUCAACAACUCGUCAACGAUGAAGGUCAACGAUUCCCUGCAGCAGUGCUACCGCUAACUAAAGGCCGUUAUGUCGACGACAUUUACGGUGGAGCGGACUCUGAGGGAGAAUUCAAAGAAAUGAUAAUUCAACUUCAACAGAUCUGCCAGGCGGGCGGAUUUCCACUUCAAAAGUGGACCAGUAAUCGCCCAGAGAUACUCCAACAGCUCAACUUGUCAACGGGACCGGCAGGUACAGUGCAAUUCGAGGAAGCAGUCAUCAAAACGCUCGGAUUGUGCUGGCAUCCAGCAACAGAUUUAUUUCAAUAUAAAUCUAGAACAUUCAACUCAACGAGCUUCACCAAGAGGGUACUGCUAUCGGAAAUAGCUCAAAUUUUCGAUCCUCUUGGAUUCAUCGCACCAGUCAUUGUUCGAGGAAAAAUACUCAUCCAAGAACUAUGGCUGCUUAAACUCGCUUGGGAUGAUCAACUUCCACUCGACUAUGUUCGAAGGUGGAAAGAGUUCAGGGAGGAACUCACGCAACUAAAUCAACUGUCCAUCCCAAGAUGGCUGAAUCUAUCUCCAACGACUACCAACGUACAAAUACAUGGAUUUGCCGACGCAUCAACAGCUGCCAUGGGAGCAGUCGUUUAUCUACGAGUUCAACGAAACAACGAAACACCAACAAUCAGCUUGGUGUGUGCCAAAACAAGAGUUGCACCACUGAAAAAGCUGACGAUUCCACGCCUGGAGCUAACCGCGGCCCUUCUGCUAACAAAAAUUGUCAGCUGGGCACAACGCACAUUGGAAAUCAACGGAGAGACAUACCUUUGGUCUGAUUCUUCUGUAGCUUUGGCAUGGAUCAACAGCCAUCCAUCGAGAUGGAAGGAAUUCGUUCACAAUAGAGUAACGAAAAUCCAGGAAGAGUUACCAACAGCCGUAUCGAGACAUGUUGGUGGGAUUUACAACCCUGCUGACUGCGCUUCACGUGGCAUUUCACCGAGUCAACUCAACGAACAUCACCUUUGGUGGAAAGGGCCUGACUGGCUAGCAAAACCGUCGUCAGACUGGCCACAAAAUACAACCAGUGCUCCAACGGAAGUCUCUCUUGAAGAGAGACCAGCAACAGCUCACCCAGUAGCUGCUGAAGCUAGGCAGCAUCCACUGACAGAGUUCCUGAACAGAUAUUCUACUUUAUCAAAAGUAUUACAAGUCACCGCAACGAUGAAUCGAGCCAUCCAACGACUUCGACGACAACCAACGCCCGAUUCAUCAGUAUUAACAACGAUAGAACUCAACGAAGCGAGGACAUUCUGGGUUAAGGUAACACAACACCAAUACUUUGAAUCUGUGUUUCAGAACUUGAACAGAGAUAUUCAACUACCUCGCCAACAUCCACUGGCCAAGCUCACCCCGAGAAUUGAUGAUCAAGGAAUUCUCAGGCUUGGUGGACGACUAAAGAACUCAUUGCUUGAUCCAGACGAGACUCAUCCAAUUAUCUUACCACGACAAUCUCGCCUGACAACGCUCAUCAUCAACGAAGCUCACCAGAAAACACUCCACGGAGGAGUUCAACUCACCAUGGCUCACAUCAGACAACGAUACUGGAUCGUUGGUGGCAGAAAGUCAGUGCACGCAUCAAUUCUGCGCUGUGCUGUCUGCACCAGAUUCAGGGCAACAAGAGCCCAACAGUUAAUGGGUCAACUUCCAACAGCCAGAGCAACGCCUUCAAGACCAUUCCUGCAUACUGGAGUGGACUAUGCAGGGCCACUUCCAAUCCUGAAGUGGAGACCAACGAACGCGCAACCAUCAACGGUUCAUAUAGCGGUUUUUGUGUGUUUCACAACCUCAGCUGUUCACCUUGAACUGGUCAACAGACAAACAACGGAUGCAUUUAUCGCAGCAUACAAAAGAUUUACUGGAAGGCGAGGCAUUCCAGCUAUCAUGUAUAGUGACAAUGCAACGACAUUCGAAGGAGCAGCCAACGAACUCAACAGACUAUACAACCAAGAAUCUCCAGAUAACCAACAAAUUAGAGCUGCUCUUGCUUCCAACGGAACCCAGUGGAAAUUCAUCCCACCAAAUGCUCCUCACUUCGGAGGCAAGUGGGAGGCCGCUGUAAAGUCAACGAAGUAUCAUCUACGACGAGUAUUAGGAACAACAACUUUAACAUACGAAGAGCUCAACACGAUCCUGAUACAAAUCGAGGCCUGUCUCAACUCAAGGCCUAUUCUUCCGAUGAGAGAUGACCCAGAUGACCUUCAGGCUCUUACACCAGGGCAUUUCCUCAUCGGAGAACCUCUUCAACUACUCCCGGAGCCAUCUCAACUCAACACAAAUAUCAACAAAAUCACACGAUGGAAUCUGGUGACCCAGAAAAUACAACAAUUCUGGUCGAGAUGGUCCAGGGAGUGUCUCCAACGUUACCACUCCAUCUACAAGUGGAAUCAACAGCAACGCAACAUUAAGGUGGGAGAUAUGGUCCUGAUGAUCAAUGAUGAUCUCCCUCCAGCACGUUGGCCACUGGCGCGAGUCAUUGCGGUAAGGCCAGGGGCUGAUGGCCUAGUGAGAGUCGCAGAACUGCUCACAGCAACACCAGAAGUCCCAACGAAUCCAGAUGGAUCACCAUCAACACAGAACAUUCGGGUUCAACGACAUCAAUACACCAGACCGAUAGCAAAACUUUGCUUGCUACCAACGGACCCAACACCAGCAGACCAACAAGAGGACAACUAGAGAUUACCAUCAACAGAGGAUUCAUCACGCCUGAUGAAUGCGGGCGGGAUGUUUAAACUAUAGCUAAAAAACGCCCCCCAACUCAUCGACAAGUGAUCGAUGAAUUUCGGAUACUUCCGGAGUUCAUCGGGUCACUGGUCAUCGGUCUCGGUCACCAACUUGAGACCCCCCCCAAAUCAGUCUUACAACGUAUCUCCAACGUACCGGUCAAAGUAAUUCUACCUUUUCGAAUUAUUCAACGUUUCUCAACUAAAUUUCGAACCUCAACGAUCCACGAUUUCACACGGGUGAAACUCAACAAACAUUGUGCAAUUUGUAUAGUUUUACAACUAGUGACAAUAAAACCACGAAGUUUUUACAAAUUAGUGUCGUGUGUCUUCAAUUGCAUCUUGCUACACCAAUCCCAAUUUUUCCAACGCCCGACCACCCAAAACAACGAUCCUCAACUAAACAGAUCUUUUUUAUUGUAAAUUUAAUUUACAACAAGAAAGGUCUCUUGACAAAAUGCUGUAAAAGAGCCUAUUAUCGAGAUAAUUAAUGAUAAACAAUCGCGGGCAAAUUUCAGAGGGGAUAGCUCGCGAUUUUCGCCUAUUUAUUCGAGGUUUCGAAAUAUAUACUUGGCCGAUACGCUCCCGCGUAUCUCGAUUUGCAAUAUUAGAUAAAAUUGUAUUUUUGUUAUUAGGAUCGGAAACUGAAAAAUAU
This is a messenger RNA of Diachasmimorpha longicaudata, 7175 nucleotides long. RefSeq lists its product as uncharacterized. Bases 837 to 6473 code for a protein of 1878 amino acids. The record is from RefSeq and is a predicted model, not a curated record. Gene Ontology annotation, biological process: DNA integration. Lineage: Eukaryota; Metazoa; Arthropoda; Insecta; Hymenoptera; Braconidae. Gene Ontology annotation, molecular function: nucleic acid binding. The transcript has 2 exons.